Amphimedon queenslandica is the source of this 1920-nucleotide messenger RNA. Its product is annotated as adhesion G protein-coupled receptor L3-like. Gene Ontology annotation, biological process: cell surface receptor signaling pathway. Gene Ontology annotation, molecular function: G protein-coupled receptor activity. Lineage: Eukaryota; Metazoa; Porifera; Demospongiae; Haplosclerida; Niphatidae. Bases 13 to 1920 code for a protein of 635 amino acids. Gene Ontology annotation, cellular component: plasma membrane. The record is from RefSeq and is a predicted model, not a curated record. The transcript has 10 exons.
UAACCAGUAACAAUGCUGUUGCUUUUACUGCCUUUCUCUCUUCUUUUUGCUGGUGGUAGCUCAGACACUGUUACAUUGAAGUUUAAUCUCGGGACAAGUGCAGACUGUGUUGUUGGAGAUCCAGUUGUAACUCUGUGGGUAGAAACACUUAGAGGAGGCAUCAACUAUUUAAUGACCUACAAUGGCUCCCAACCAGGUAUAAAUACACAAUACAAAAUUAGUGUUAAUUAUUCAAGACCCACAACCUUGUACUUUCACUGGAUUGAUUGUAAUCAAAGCAGUAUCUUUUGUUUUCCAUUAAUUAGUUCUGUAACAAUUGAAAAUGAUGUUAAUAGUCCUUUGACAGUUUCUAUAUGUACUAAAGUUUUCAGAAGGUUAUCAAGUACUCGGAUUGAGUUUGAUAGUAGUAAUGGCAUUCUAGUAUCAGCCGGUUCUGGAUCAUGUAACUCAACUGGACCAUAUUGCUCAAAUUCUUCAAAAUGCUGUUUACCCUCUCCAGCAGUUUUCUCUUCACACUCAUCAGUUACCUCAUCCUUAAUCUACCCAACUACUUCCUUUCAUACUUCAUCAUCCUCAUUAUCAUCUUCCUCAACUUUGGCAUCACCCAAAUCAACUUCAAUGACAUUAUCUUCCAUUCCACUAAAACCAAGCUCUGUUCCCUCAAUAAUCAAUCCAAGUAUAUCAUUGCUACUUCCUACAUCAACUUCAGUCCCCACUCGUGUAUGCCAUCCCCAGACUAAUACUAAUGAUCAUGGUCAGUUUAAAUGGCCACUAACACUAGCUGGAAUGACUGUUACCAUAUUGUGUCCUAGUGGCCCUAUUGGAGCUACAGCAAGUAGAAUAUGUUCUACUUCUUCUGAUUGGGAAUCACAAGAUGUGAUGAGGUGUGCUACUACUGAUGUUACAAAUGGAUUCAUUGAAUUAUCUAAAGUAAACAUUACAGUUGAUAAUUUUGGUUCAGCAGCUUUCAAUAUGAGCAGUUUAGUGGAAAAUGCAACACGUACUCUUGCUGACCAAAACAUUCAAAACAUUGACGUAAUAUCAACAGUAUUGGAAGCAAUAGUAUCUGUUCUUUUGAAAAAUGAAAGUUUGCCAUUAAUAAUUGAAACAACAGGAAAUAUUGUACAAACACUCAAUUUAUUAGUAGAAUGGCCCAUGGAUGUAACUAAUGUUUUAUCCAAUAAUAUAAUCCAGUCAUUUGAAGGAUUCAUACAAGUUGUAUUUGAACAGGAAAAUUUUGCUGUAAUUAAAAUUGCUGAAGAAAACAUUUUGUUUAGAGCAGAAAGAUUUGCAAGAGCUAAUUUUAGUGGAUUAACAAUAUCAGCCUGUGCUUUUAAUAAGGAAUUAAAUUUUAGUACUUCUGACAGUUUGAGUUCUUUGACAUUUAUCACAAAGGUGAUUUUACCAAAGAACAUUAAAAAUGUUACAAGCAGUGAGAACAUUGAUGUAGCAUCAACUUUAUACAAGAAAGCAAACUUCUUUCCAGUUCGUAAAGAAGUGAACUCUUCAUCAUCAGUAAUGACAGUGGUAGGUUCAGCUGUUAUCAGUAUAAUAGUUGGUGGAAUACCUGAUGGUACUGAAUUGAUUGAUCCAGUUACAAUCAUUUUAGCAUUAAAUGAAGAAAAUGUUACAAAUCCUCGUUGUGCUUUCUGGAACUUUACUGGAGCAGAUGGUAUUGGUAAUUGGUCUAUUGAUGGUUGUACUACAGUAGUUGAUUCUAAUGAUCUCAAUAAUGAAUAUAGGAAACCCUGGAAGGCUCAUUUUGUUCAGUGUUUCCCUAGGACUACUAUUCACAGUGACUACAAGUCCGGACCCAGUAACAAAAGCACAAAGGGUGAAGAUAUUUACAUCAUUUCAAAUCAUGCAACUCAAGAUCUCAAUGAUAUAAAGAAAGAAGAGAUAAAAGAUGCUUCACUAUAA